AUGUCAGAUGGUGUUCAAAGAGGUCUUAUAGGGUUAAUUAUUAGUCGUUUUGAGAAGCGAGGAUAUAAACUUGUUGCUGUUAAGUUUAUUAAGGCGUCCCGUGAACUUUUAGAAGAGCAUUAUUCGGAUCUUCGUAAAAAACCUUUCUUUGAUAGUUUGAUUACAUAUAUGUCAUCUGGACCUAUAUGUGCAAUGGUUUGGGAGGGAAAACAAGUAGUAAGAAUUGGACGAGCAAUACUUGGUGAAACAGAUCCUUUGGCAUCAGCACCAGGAACUAUUCGAGGUGAUUUUGCAAUUGAUAUAGGCCGAAAUGUUUGCCAUGGUUCAGAUAGUGUUUCAAGCGCAAAGCGAGAAAUUCAACUUUGGUUUGAUGAAAAAGAACUUUUAACUUGGGAAAACCAUAAUUAUUCUUGGAUUUACGAAAGUUAG
Molecule: messenger RNA, 429 nt
Organism: Pneumocystis carinii B80
Lineage: Eukaryota; Fungi; Ascomycota; Pneumocystomycetes; Pneumocystales; Pneumocystaceae
Exons: 7
Coding region: 1-429 (142 amino acids)
Biological process (GO): GTP biosynthetic process; CTP biosynthetic process; UTP biosynthetic process
Molecular function (GO): nucleoside diphosphate kinase activity
Source: RefSeq, a predicted model, not a curated record